AUGGCUCCCCUGGCCUCCCCUCCGCUCCCGUCCCGCACUUCCGUCACCGCCCCUCGCUUCCUCGCCGCCCCCGCCACCCGCGUGCUCAGCCCGUCGCGGUCCGCGUCGCCGCUCCUCUCCUCCGCCUCCGCAGGCCGCUUCCCUCACGCCCCUCGCGCUCCCUGCAGUGCCUCCCGCGAGCACCGCCGCGACACCGUGCGGGAAUGCUCUCGAGUUGAUGCUGCUGAACCUGCUCCAUUAUCAAAGACACUGUUAGACCUCAAGGAUUCCUUCUGGAGAUUUCUAAGGCCACAUACAAUCCGAGGAACUGCUUUAGGAUCCAUAUCAUUGGUUGCGAGAGCCUUGAUAGAGAAUUCCCAUCUGAUAAACUGGUGGUUGCUAUUCAAAGCAUUCUAUGGGCUUGUAGCGUUGAUCUGUGGCAAUGGUUACAUAGUUGGGAUUAAUCAGAUCUAUGAUGUUGCUAUUGACAAGGUAAACAAACCAUAUUUACCCAUUGCUGCCGGUGAUCUCUCAGCUGAAUCAGCAUGGUUGUUGGUGAUAUUAUUUGCAGCUGCAGGUUUUUCAAUUGUUAUAUCGAACUUUGGACCUUUCAUUACCUCUCUAUACUGCCUUGGCCUAUUUCUUGGCACUAUAUAUUCUGUUCCUCCAUUCAGACUGAAGAGAUAUCCUGUUGCUGCUUUUCUUAUCAUCGCAACGGUUCGCGGUUUCCUUCUCAACUUUGGCGUGUACUAUGCUACUAGGGCUGCACUAGGUCUUACAUUCCAAUGGAGCUCCCCUGUUGCUUUCAUUACAUGCUUCGUGACACUAUUUGCUUUGGUCAUUGCUAUAACCAAAGAUCUCCCUGAUGUUGAAGGAGAUCGCAAGUACCAAAUAUCAACUUUGGCAACAAAGCUUGGUGUCAGAAAUAUUGCAUUCCUUGGAUCUGGUUUAUUAUUAGCAAACUAUAUUGCUGCUAUUGCUGUAGCUUUUAUCAUGCCUCAGGCUUUCAGGCGCACUGUAAUGGUUCCUGUGCACGCUGUCCUUGCAGCUGGUUUAAUUUUCCAGACAUGGGUUCUGGCGCAAGUGAAGUACACAAAGGAUGCUAUUUCGCAGUACUACCGGUUCAUCUGGAAUCUCUUCUAUGCUGAAUAUAUCUUCUUCCCGUUAAUAUAG
Messenger RNA from Miscanthus lutarioriparius, 1152 nucleotides. NCBI's taxonomy places the organism in Eukaryota, Viridiplantae, Streptophyta, Magnoliopsida, Poales, Poaceae. The record is from the annotation of a GenBank genome assembly.